Molecule: messenger RNA, 711 nt
Organism: Exophiala viscosa
Lineage: Eukaryota; Fungi; Ascomycota; Eurotiomycetes; Chaetothyriales; Herpotrichiellaceae
Exons: 2
Coding region: 1-711 (236 amino acids)
Source: RefSeq, a predicted model, not a curated record
AUGGGACCAAAACUUCUUGCAGCCCUCUUUUCUUUGGUCGUUACGACUAUCGCCAUACCGGUGGAGCCAGAGAUUGAAGCCAGGGCUGUCAAUUGUAAAAUCGUUGAUGCCGUCAUCAACUAUUUCACCCCCUAUACUGCUCAGGCCAGCUCGUUCUGCUCUGCCUAUCUGCAGACCACUGCAACCGUCUCAGUCACUACAGGGAAAGUCACCGGAACUGUGACGGUCACGCAAUACUCGACCGCCGUCAAUACCUUCGUGAAGCGAGACACCUCAGUUCCGCGGCCAACCUGGUUACCCAAAGCCAUAGCUGCUAACCUGGUGUCCUCCGCGUGCUCGUGCUAUAUCACUCCGCCGCCUGCUAAGACGACGAAAACCACAAUCACCACAGGCACGACAACUGUCACUGUCAGCAAAAGCGCUGCCGCCACACAGACCGUCACAGAACCCAUCUAUUGUGGUGUGGUAGGGGUCAUAUAUGAAUUCGAUAGCGAGGGCAAUCCUGUCUACUUGGCGAGCGGAGGGGGCUAUACGUUACAACAGUGCAAGGCCCUUUGCGUCAGCGAGCCCGCAUGCCUCACCUUCAUUUACGACGACGACGGGACAGGCGCGUGUACCACGGUACCUUUUACGAUUGCUGGACACUUUGACCCAGGUUCGUCGCUCGAAAUCACCGAACAGUACAAUUAUGAUCGAAAUUGUGCCGUCUGA